CCCAGAUAUGCGGCGCAGACACGGGCAGAGUGUGGGGGUAUAGGACUAGCAGAGAGCAGGGGGUAGAUAGUAGCGUGUGUGUGUGUGUGUAUGAGAGGCUGGCAGACGGCAUGGUCUGGGUGUGGGGACACACUCCGGGAGCCUCCAUGUAGAGCGACAUCACCUGGACCUGUCCACCGUUCAGAGAAGCAACAGGCGGCAGGAGCGCUCCCAGCAGCUCCCUGUUUUUUUGUUUUUUUUUAAACCUUUUGUAGGGUUUUUUUUUUUUUUUUUUUUUUGCGUUGUUUUGGGAGUGAGCUCCAGGCUGGACCGCAUGCAUGACACAACGCAAAGGCGAGAAACCCACCAUCAGUAUCCAAGAGCACAUGGCCAUUGACGUGUGCCCCGGUCCCAUCCAGCCCAUCAAGCAGAUCUCCGACUACUUCCCCCGUUACCCGCGGGGCCUCCCCCCCGCGGCGCCCCAGCCAGCGGGCCACGCCGGGCCCCUGCGCUCUGUCCUCUCCACGCCUGCGGCUGCUGCCGCCACCUCAGAAAGUGAUCGCCCCAAUGAGGACAGCCCUGAGCGGGCGUGUGCUGGAGCCUCCGCCUCCCUGCAGGCCGUCAGGAGGGACGAGGAGCCGGACGUGGAGGGAUACGACUCAGACGACUCCACCACACUGGGAACGUUGGAGUUCAGUUUGCAGUACGACCAGGAGAACAACGCGCUACACUGCACCAUCAACAAAGCCAAGGGGCUCAAACCGAUGGACCACAAUGGACUCUCGGAUCCUUACGUCAAACUGCACCUACUGCCUGGCGCCAGCAAGGCGAAUAAACUCAGAACCAAGACCCUGCACAACACACUCAACCCCGUCUGGAACGAGACCCUGACCUACUACGGCAUCACCGACGAGGAUAUGGUCCGCAAGACUCUCAGGAUCUCAGUGUGUGAUGAGGACAAAUUUCGCCACAAUGAGUUUAUCGGUGAAACACGGAUUCCCCUCAAGAAGCUGAAGCCCAACCAAGUUAAAAACUUCAACAACUGCCUGGAGAAACAGUUGCCAGUCAACAAGACAGAGGACAAGUCUCUGGAGGAACGGGGACGGAUCAUGAUUUCCCUCAAGUACAACACCCAGAAGUCCUGCCUGGUCGUGGGCAUCAUACGCUGCGCUCACCUUGCUGCUAUGGACGCCAACGGCUUCUCCGACCCCUACGUCAAAACGUACCUGAAGCCUGACGAGAACAAAAAGUCGAAGCACAAGACGGCCGUGAAGAAGAAGACCCUCAAUCCUGAGUUCAACGAGGAGUUCUGUUAUGACAUAAAAUAUGCAGACCUCACUAAGAAGACUCUGGAGGUCACAGUGUGGGACUAUGACAUAGGAAAAUCAAACGAUUUCAUCGGUGGCGUGUCUCUGGGCAUCAACGCGAACGGAGAGAGGCUCAAGCAUUGGUUCGACUGCCUCAAAAACAAGGACAAAAAAAUCGAACGCUGGCACACACUGACCAAUGAGUUACCCGGCUCAAUGAAUGACUGAAGGCCUGCACCCGAUCCCACCCCUCCGCCUGCAUUU
Messenger RNA from Gambusia affinis (western mosquitofish), 1550 nucleotides. RefSeq names its product double C2-like domains, beta (gene doc2b). NCBI's taxonomy places the organism in Eukaryota, Metazoa, Chordata, Actinopteri, Cyprinodontiformes, Poeciliidae. Gene Ontology annotation, cellular component: membrane. The coding region runs from base 318 to 1514 and encodes 398 amino acids. The record is from RefSeq and is a predicted model, not a curated record. The transcript has 9 exons.